CAUGAUGACGUCCUCCUAUUUUUAAGCGAUGCUGCGCCAUACAUGAAGAAAGCAGGUACAACUAUCAAGGCUUUGUACUCCAAGAUGAUCCAUAUUACUUGUAUAGCACACGGAUUACAUAGAGUGGCAGAAAAUAUUCGGAGUCAUUUUCCUAGAGUUGAUAAAUUAGUGGCAAAAGGAAAGCAAGUAUUUUUAAAAGCACCUUCACGUGUUUUAUUUUUUAAGACAGAAGCUCCCGGAGUCCCUCUUCCUCCCGAACCUGUACUUACACGUUGGGGUUCUUGGAUUGAAGCUACUUCUUAUUACUGCCAAUAUUUUAAGCAAGUACGAGAUGUUAUGCAACAUUUUGAUUCUAACGAUGCUGUAUCUAUAAAAGAAUCUCAAGCCCUUCUAAAUGAAAUUUCAAUGGAACCAAAUUUGACUUUUAUAGAUUCAAAUUAUGGGUUUUUACCAUCAACCAUAACUAAAUUAGAAUCACAAGGUGUAUCACUAACUGAUUCAGUAACAACAGUAAUGUUCACAAAAAAUAAAUUGGACGAAGUAGCGGGUGACGUUGGAAUGAAAGUAAAAACAAAAUUUAACCAAGUUUUAGAAAAAAACUCUGGGUUUGCAAUAAUAUUAAAAAUUUUAAAAAUUUUGAAUGGAGAAAAAAGUUCAUCGAUGGAUGGUUUACCAGAAGACCUAACGGGAAAUGAUUUAACAUUUUAUAAAUAUGCACCAGUAACAUCAACAGACGUCGAAAGAAGUUUUUCUCGGUAUAAAACCAUACUGGCCGACAAUCGGCGAUCAUUCGACGUGGAAAAUAUUAAAAAAACAUUAGUUGUGCAAUGCAAUAAUUUAUCAGGAUAAAUCAAAAAUUCGAGAUUGAAGAAAACCAUACUAACAAUCGGC
Metopolophium dirhodum (rose-grain aphid) is the source of this 891-nucleotide messenger RNA. RefSeq lists its product as uncharacterized. The record is from RefSeq and is a predicted model, not a curated record. The transcript is spliced from 2 exons. Bases 43 to 849 code for a protein of 268 amino acids. NCBI's taxonomy places the organism in Eukaryota, Metazoa, Arthropoda, Insecta, Hemiptera, Aphididae.